Gregarina niphandrodes is the source of this 1146-nucleotide messenger RNA. RefSeq names its product ankyrin repeat protein. Lineage: Eukaryota; Apicomplexa; Conoidasida; Eugregarinorida; Gregarinidae. The transcript has a single exon. Gene Ontology annotation, molecular function: protein binding. The record is from RefSeq and is a predicted model, not a curated record. The coding region runs from base 1 to 1146 and encodes 381 amino acids.
AUGCCUCAGGGACAUUUGGUGCAAGGUAAUUCGGCAAGGGUGCGGAAGGGGCGGUUGACGCCUAGUCAUCUGUUUCGGGCGAUUUUACGGAAUGACGUGGAAGGUGUGGUGGAGUUGGUGGAGACGGAGCCAAGCCUGUUAAGCGGGGAGGACCUAAAGGGCUGGACUGCGGUUCACUACGCGGCGCGGGUUGGUAGUGUAGAGAUCAUGGACGUGUUGCGUGAUAAGGGGGCCUCAACGGGUGCGGAGGACCGGAAGGGGAUGACACCUUUGGCGAUCGCGACAUACCACAAACAUGACGUCCUGGUCAAGUAUUUGUUGCGUAAACAACUGGCCGCCGAGAGCUUUUACGGCGAGGCGCCCGCUUACUGCGGCGGCGAGGCCGUACGUGGGGAGGGCCGUAAGCCGCAAGUAGCGGUAGUGGCGGGGGAGCGCCAUCGCAUGUCGAAGGGGACGAUCCAGCGGUCGUUAUUGACCGCUGCAGCGAACGCGAUUCGGCAAGACGACUUGGAAUGUUUGGUGUGUCUGUCGGAGAAGGCGAAGAUUACGAAGAAAGCGGAGUUGGAUGUGGCGGCGUUGUGUCUGGUCGCGAUCGCUGCAGAUGCAAACAACUGUCUAAACUGGCUGCUGCAACGCCGGGCAGGUCUCACGGGCCAGAUCCCAGGUGGGUCAUUGACGAAACGACGUGUCUGGGGCCAUUCAAGUCUCCUGCACCUCGCAGCAAAAUUCGGCGCGACGCGUUGCACACGUGUGCUAUUGCGCCAACCAUGCCCCGCCGCACGUGCUAGGGACGACGCCGGCUACACACCCCUUAUGUAUGCACUCGCACUUACCAAACCAGACAUUCUCGACCUCCUUGCGCGCUAUGAUCCCAAAACGCUCGACGUACUCAAUUAUGCUGCACCCGCAAUCAGACCCGACCAGGCCACACUAUCCAGCGGUGGUCCAGGUGGUUGGGGCAACAGCGGCACCUGGCCCAGCCUGGCUGGUAGUUUACCACGACUUAACUCAUCCGCCAGCGGCUUCGCCAUGGCACCCGAACUCUUUAAUACUACAGUCGUGCAGGCCGUCAAAAACAGCACACCCGAAACGAGAAGGUUCCUUAAAACUAACUACCACAUCGACCUCGAGCCUCUCGUACGCUAA